AUGCCGCCAUGCCCGAAGAGCAGGCCAGCAGAAUUGGUGGAUCUGCCGGCAGAGUUCCAGGUUGCCAUGUCUGGAGAUAUUGCAUGGGCAUCUGCCGGAGAUAAUGGCAGCCCUGAUGAAAUGACGGCAGAUAAUCAGGGCGCUGGUUCGUCGGGCGAAGAGCACAGCCUGUUGCACCAGGCACUGGCCAACCUAAUGGACCGCGCGCUGCUACCGUUGUCGGUUGUAAGGUUUGGCAUGGAUCAGUGGGUGGCGCUGGACGAUUCGCCGUUGCUGGCACGUCUUGGAUCAGACGACAAGCGCGAUUCAGUGCUAGCAGCCGAGGAUAUGGAUUGCUUCAGCCUGCCACCCACACCACCGUACUCUAGCGACGCAAAUUUCUCUGUGGAGGCGGCCGAGUUUCUCAAUGAGAGUGCCAAGCACACGAAUGGGAGACAGGCUGUAGUCACAGGCCACCUCUGCAGGCGAUCACGACAGGCCAUUUCGACGAACGGCUUGCUAGUGCAGACGAGCAUGGAGGCAGUCGACAACAUCGGGAUCUCUUGGAUUCGCAAGGGCAUCGACUUGGAACCGUGCGAUUCACGAGAUCCUGAUGGGCUUUCGCUGAUCGCUCACGUCCGGCUUGCACCAUACGGAAUCCCGGCUCAGAUCGUUUCGGUUCCAGAGACACAUAUGGGCGACAAUGAGGACCAGGUAAUUAGGUCAUGGUCGCGGGCAUUUGGAUACCCAAAAUCUCUUUUGGCAGUCCGUGGUGCAGACUCGGCAUUGGUAUAUGUCACGCUAGCGACAGGUGAGCAGCCGACGCUCUAUCCACGGCGACUGGUUUUCCUGGACAACGACCGCAAAGCACAGGCUGUCAGCGAAUCGGAAAAUGUGAAUGGGCUAGACAAUACCGGGAUGGCCAGCACGAGGAGUCACGCUGACGAUGCAGUAGACAACCCGCCUGCCCCACCAAACCCCAUGGAGCUGAACGACGCACGCAGCGAGCCCGAGGAAGGUGAGGAGCGCGAGGACGGCGAAGACGAGGACGGCGAGAUUGCCGACCCAGUGGAGCCCGCAUAUGACGAGCGUGUAUCGGUCAUGGAUGCCGAAUUCGACGCGAUUAUCUCGCAGUUGCGCAAAGAAAACACGCAAUCUGUUGAGCAGUCACUGGCAACCAUCAAGGAUACAAUGGUCGGGUUCCAGGAAGAGCUGCGGGUCGAGGAGGAGGAGGAGCGCAAACGCAAGGAAAAGGAGCGGCUCGAGACCCUGGCUGCGCAGCGGGCGGCCAAUGCUGCAGCGCAGGCGGCCAAGCGCGCCAACUCUGCGUCCAAGCACGAUGCUGCGGGCCCGUCAGGCGCCCGCAAGCGCCAGCGCAGCAAGAGCCGUGACGAGGGGUCCAAGAAGAGCCGCAAGAAGAAUGAGCCGGCGGUCGCUCUGCCAGCCAAAACUACCAGUUCGGUGAAUCCGCCGGCUCCAGUAGCCGCCCCUGCACCGCCAGUGGACCAGGUGCCAAAGCCCGAGGUUGUGGCCAAUGGCGCCGUAGGCGAUAUCAACACUGCUGACGGCGGCAGCAGCAGCGCUGAUGGUCUUUUUGGAAGCCUUGGCGAUGACAUGGGACUCGACCUCGACAUGGGCAUGGGCAUGAGCGGUAUGGGUGAGAUUGGUGGCAUGGGCGGCAUGGGCAUAGAUAUGGACAUGGGCAUGGACAGCAUGUCGAACGGUAUGUUUGGUGUCACUGACGACGACUUUAGCUUCUUUGACACGGUGCCCGCCAACCAACCGUCUGGCAUCGCGGCAUCCUCGCCGCCUGCUCCGCAGCUGCCUGCCCAACCAGCAGCAGGCGCAGUGAAGACAGAGUUUGCGCCCACCAACUCAUAUCAGUCCGGCAUAGACUUGGGGGCACUGAGUACCAGUGCGAGCAGCAGUGGCAUUGAUGGCGGAUCAUCGCUGGUGAGCGACAGUCUGGCCGGGCGAGAUCUGGUAGACACGGCAAUGGGCGACAGCAUAGACGAUCUGUUUGGUGGUGACGACGACGACGACGGCAUGUUCGACUCGUUCUUUGGAAGCAGCAGCACGGCCACUGCAGCAGCUACUGCUGUUACUGCCACCACAGAGGUGCCCCCAGUGACUGCUAGCGAGGCCACAGUGAAGCUUGAAGCCGACACCACCGCACUCGUUUCGCAGCCCACCGACACGCCUGAUCCACUGACCAUCUCCUUGGUCUCCCCGCACGAGGGACUCCUCGCCGACAACAUCUCAAUGACUGGCGCGUCUUCCGGCACGGCGCCCGAAUCCACCACGACUGCAGUGUCUGCAGCAGACCUCGCAUCCCCAGGGUCAUACAAGCUGACACCAGCCCCCAGCGCGGAUAUGCAGACGCCCGCACAGACGCCCCAUGUGCCGUUUCCCAGCAAGAGUGCCGAGUCAGCCGAUGAAACUGUAUUGUCGCGGGUCAGCAACAGCGCUGUGGUGCAGGGCUAUUCGACAAUGCAGGCAACUGCGGGCAUUCAGGCGCCUAGCCUGCAGGCGGCUCUACCGUCGAGCACUCAGGCAGCGGCACCCCUUGUACAGAAGCAAGGGACCACGCCUCUGCCAUACAGUUCGAUAGCGACGCCUUACGACGACAUUGGCAGGCACGCGCAGUCAUGGCUACAGGACCGGCCUACGCCGGCUCGGCUGGCUGGCGACAUCAACGACAUGCAUCCGCAGGAGCUGGACCCACACAACAUUAGGUUCACAUCGAUCAUGGAAAAGUCGCUGAACCCAGUGUCGUGGAUUAAGCGCAUAUCGGCACGGCGCAUACACCACACAGGCAGAGCCAAGGGGCAAGAGCCAGGCGUUCCGCCGAGAAGGCAUUCAUCAGGCUACUGGCAAGCACCAGAUUCUAGGCGCAUCGACACCACUUAG
Messenger RNA from Linderina pennispora, 2889 nucleotides. RefSeq lists its product as uncharacterized. NCBI's taxonomy places the organism in Eukaryota, Fungi, Kickxellomycota, Kickxellomycetes, Kickxellales, Kickxellaceae. Bases 1 to 2889 code for a protein of 962 amino acids. The transcript has 3 exons. The record is from RefSeq and is a predicted model, not a curated record.